AUGGGGGCAGAGCUGCUGCUGCUCGGCGGGAAGGUGUCCGCCGGCGGCGCGGCAGGAUCUGGCGCCGUCGCUGCGUCCUCGGCGGGAGCCGGACGGUGCGUGGCCGGCGGGCGGCGACUCGCGCCGGUGCAGCCGGCGGCGCUGCAAUGGCGGCAUAGUAGUACUACAAUCGAAGGCCGCACCAGCACAGAUCAGAAGCCACCACUGCAACGCUGCGCCGCCGCCGAACUGUGGAGAGGAGACGCGGAGGACGGGAAGAUGGGAUUCGAGAAGGAGAUCCUGAAAGCCGGCACCGGCCCCAAGCCCGUCAAGGGCCAGAAGGUCACCGUCCACUGCACCGGCUACGGGAAGGAUGGUGAUCUGUCUAAGAAGUUUUGGAGUACCAAGGACCCUGGGCAGCAGCCAUUCUCUUUCAACAUUGGUCUGGGUUCAGUGAUCAAAGGAUGGGAUGAGGGAGUUAUGGGCAUGCAAUUGGGUGAAGUCGCCCGUCUUACGUGCACCCCAGACUACGCUUACGGUGAAGGUGGCUUUCCAGCCUGGGGAAUUCAACCAAACUCCGUGCUGAUAUUCGAGAUCGAAGUUCUUAGCGCCAAGUGA
This is a messenger RNA of Triticum turgidum subsp. durum (durum wheat), 597 nucleotides long. The record is from the annotation of a GenBank genome assembly. Lineage: Eukaryota; Viridiplantae; Streptophyta; Magnoliopsida; Poales; Poaceae.